This is a messenger RNA of Hipposideros armiger (great roundleaf bat), 3960 nucleotides long. RefSeq names its product endoplasmic reticulum oxidoreductase 1 beta (gene ERO1B). The transcript is spliced from 16 exons. Bases 165 to 1565 code for a protein of 466 amino acids. Gene Ontology annotation, molecular function: thiol oxidase activity; protein-disulfide reductase activity; FAD binding. The record is from RefSeq and is a predicted model, not a curated record. Gene Ontology annotation, cellular component: endoplasmic reticulum; endoplasmic reticulum membrane. Gene Ontology annotation, biological process: protein folding in endoplasmic reticulum. NCBI's taxonomy places the organism in Eukaryota, Metazoa, Chordata, Mammalia, Chiroptera, Hipposideridae.
GGGGCGCUCGCCUCUCCGCCUCACUCGCAGCUGCUGGACGCGCGGACCUCUGACCCUGGAGUCUCCCUGCCGCCGGCAUCCGUCCCCGUGGGUCGUCGCCCGGGCCGCCCGUUGUUCCCCGGCCCGCAGGGGCCCGGCCGGCCGCGGUGCGGGGAGCGGGCAGCAUGAGCCGGGGGACCCGGCGGGCCGGCGCGGGGCGGGGGACGGCCGCUGUGCGGCUGCUGGUCACCCUGAGCCUUCUCCCGGGCGUCGUCGAGGCCCAGGUCACUGGAGUCCUAGAUGAUUGCUUGUGUGAUGUUGAUAGCAUCGAUAAAUUCAACACCUUCAAAAUCUUCCCCAAAAUAAAAAAACUGCAAGAGCGAGACUACUUCCGUUAUUACAAGGUCAACCUGAAGCGACCGUGUCCUUUCUGGGCAGAAGAUGGCCAUUGUUCAAUAAAAGACUGUCACGUGGAGCCCUGUCCAGAGAGUAAAAUUCCAGUUGGAAUUAAAGCUGGGAGUUCUAAUAAGUACUCAAAAGUGGCAAACAAUACCAAAGAAUUAGAAGACUGUGAGCAAGCUAAUAAGCUGGGAGCAAUUAACAGCACAUUAAGUAGUCAAAGCAAAGAAGCUUUCAUUGACUGGGCAAGAUACGAUGAUUCACAGGAUCACUUUUGUGAACUUGAUGAUGAGAGGUCUCCAGCUGCUCAAUAUGUAGACCUGUUGCUGAACCCAGAGCGUUACACUGGCUACAAGGGUCCGUCUGCGUGGAGAGUGUGGAACAGCAUCUACGAAGAAAACUGUUUCAAGCCUCGAUCUGUUUAUCGUCCUUUAAACCCUCUGGCACCCAGCCGAGGAGAAGAUGAUGGAGAAUCAUUCUACACAUGGCUAGAAGGUUUAUGUCUAGAGAAAAGAGUCUUCUAUAAGCUUAUAUCAGGACUUCAUGCUAGUAUCAAUUUACAUCUAUGCGCGAAUUAUCUUCUGGAAGAAACCUGGGGUAAGCCUAGCUGGGGACCAAAUAUCAAAGAAUUUAAACGCCGCUUUGACCCUGCGGAAACCAAGGGAGAAGGUCCAAGAAGGCUAAAGAAUCUCUACUUUUUAUACUUAAUUGAGCUUAGAGCUUUAUCAAAGGUGGCCCCAUAUUUUGAGCGCUCAAUUGUUGAUCUUUACACUGGAAAUGUAGAGGAUGAUGCUGACACAAAAACCCUCCUACUGGAUAUCUUUCAAGAUACAAAGUCUUUUCCCAUGCACUUUGACGAGAAAUCCAUGUUCGCAGGUGACAAAAAGGGAGCCAAAUCGUUAAAGGAGGAAUUCCGGUUACAUUUCAAGAAUAUCUCCCGCAUAAUGGACUGUGUUGGAUGUGACAAAUGCAGAUUGUGGGGGAAAUUGCAGACUCAGGGCUUAGGAACUGCCCUGAAGAUAUUAUUCUCUGAAAAAGAAAUCCAAAAGCUUCCAGAAAACAGCCCAUCGAAAGGCUUCCAACUCACCCGACAGGAAAUAGUUGCUCUUUUAAAUGCUUUUGGAAGGCUUUCUACAAGUAUAAGAGAAUUACAGAAUUUUAAAGUCUUAUUACAACACAGUAGGUAAUAAAGGCUUUUAUAUGUCUAAUUAGAGACAUAAAGUGACUGUGUGAAGACUUUUACUCUUGGACAUUCAGCAAAAGGAGACUAAUCAUCAAAGACUUUGAGAAUUCUGAACUCUGAAAGAGAAAGUUCAAAUGUUCACUUGAAUAUUUAUGAUUCGUAAUAGACUAUCAAUUAGAGGUAUUUAUAAAUGAAGUAUAUACUUUUAAAACAUAUGUUAUACUAAUUCUGUUUAAUUUCAUGUUUUCAUCUAUUGAAUAUUUUGCUCUUCUGUUCAGAAUUGCUUUUGUUCUUAUUCUGCUGUAUUUCCAGUUGUCAAACUGAAAUGACAAUGUCUCCAUCCUAAUAACACUGUUAACAGUCUGUUAUGGAAAAGGAGAGCUAGGGAACUAAUGUUGCUUAGGGCUGGUCUCAAUGAUAACGAUUUAUCAAUGAUGUUUAAAUGUGUGUCUCACCUUGCCUAGCUCUGUGUCACCUUCUACAAUAUGGAAGUGUCAGCAUGAUGAAAGCCCUUUCAGUGUAUAGUUCUAGAAGUUACUUAAGAAUCCCCAGGACUUCAACUUCAGUUUCACUGGCUUUGAGUUAAAUUUGUAGUUGCUGUUUUUGCUGUUUUGUUUUGGUCUAAAGUACCUGCGUUGGUCAAGGUGAAUAAGGACUGUCCCCUAUGCCACCAGCCAGAUUUCCUGUGUGUAGUGGGCUGGCUCAGGAGGACUCCUUACUUAGAACUUAGAAAUCAGUUUUUUUUAAAUUUUGCGUUUCUUUGUUCCUACUCCAGUUUUAGAAAUUUUCAUUUACUCUAAAAAAAACCAAAAAACAAAAAAAGCAUAAAUAUUUAAGUUUCCAUCUUGAUUAAAUUUGAAUGGGAUUUUAUGAAUUUAUAAUGCCAAUUUAAAACAUUAUAUGCACAGAAUUUACUAUUUUAAAUUAGAAUAAGCAUUUUUAAAGGAUUUUAUUUUAGAAUACAAUCUAUGCAAUCUUCUCAAUCUGAUUUGCUUUCAUAGGAUAUUUAAGCAGGUAGAUUAGUUCAAGCCUCUUUUAAGCUUCCCGUCUCUCUGCCUUUUCAUUUUAGUUCAGUGUAUAUAAAUGGUACUUCAUGUGACUUGUACCAAUAGAUGACUCAGUCCUAAACAGUCAUUUUCUAAACCUGGAUUUAAAUAUCUUUAAUAGUUAAAAUAGUAUUCUUAAAAAAGGUGUUAGUAGAUACAAUGUGGUUCAUUUGGAAGAUUGCAUCUGUGUGGAAGUCAUUUUUCCUUAGAUUCUUCAGUCUCCUACGAAAUAAACAAGUGCUCUUAAACCCGUAUCUUCUCCUGCCAAAGUCAGAAAUGUGCUCAUUGAUGACUUAGUGAUGUAUUUUAAUUGUAUUUAGUUGGCUCACCCCUCUUUUAAAAAUAUUUAGUCACCCUAGGAGGCAGGGCUAUGGUAGGAGAGAGUAAGGUCUCACUAAUUUCUUACCAUUUCUAACCUUUAUAGAUCCAGGGUUUUGGUGGGGGGAGUGGUAAGUCGAAUGAAACAGGUUGGCUUGAUUAGAGCCGCCUCCUCGUUUUCAUGUUUAUUGUAUGGUGGGAGAGGGCGACCUUACGGUAAACUUGUCUAAAAAGUGAAUAUCUAAGUAAUCUUGCUGGUAAAUUAAUAAGAAUUAUUCUUAGUGUUCAUUCAAAGUUUAAGAAAAUGUGAGUUUUGCACUUGUCUAUUUUUACUAUAAGUUGAAACAUCUUUUUGGUAGUGUUACUUCAGUGUUCCAUUAUUAAAGAUAAAGGCUAUUAUUAAAACUCUGUUUAUUGCAGAAAAUCCUUGGCCAUUUCCAUUUAUUGCUUUUUUUCUUUACAGUGAUUUGAAGUUUAGGAAAAAUUGUAUGUUAGAGUGAGUGCUAGGAAAUUAAAAGGUCUAAUUAGGGUUAAAAGUUCUUUUCAAAGUUUUAACAAAUUUUUUCACUACCAAGAAAAUAAAUGAAGUAUUCUUAAGCUGAAAUUUGGUUAUAUUACCAUAAAUUAGAUUGUGGGGGGCAGCCUCCAUUUUUGUGUAUGUGUGUAUUUCUUAAAUGAUUGUUAAGCUGUAGGAAUCUUUGUUUUGUGGGCCUGGUGAUGUUUUUUGGUCCUUGUUAUAUAAGCUGUUUUUCCAAUUCACAUAGUUUUUGUUGUGUAGUGAUACUAAAGUACUGGUUGCUUUGUAAAAAUGCUUGGCUGGUAAUACCUCUCGGCAUUUUGUCUUAUCUCAUCACCUAAUUUAAAAAUCCAGCACUUGAUAAUCCAGCACUGACAGAAAUGAUUGUACCAGCUGAUGAAGUAAUGAAGAGGAGGAAAAGAUCCCUUCCUUCAAUGGCAUGAGUUUGUUUUGGUUUUUUCUUAAGUGGCAUCUAUGUAAGUUAGAAAAACUAUAUAUUAAAGUUGGUAAAAUGUGAA